This is a messenger RNA of Gilbertella persicaria, 1611 nucleotides long. RefSeq lists its product as uncharacterized. Gene Ontology annotation, cellular component: mitochondrion. Bases 38 to 1483 code for a protein of 481 amino acids. The transcript is spliced from 5 exons. The record is from RefSeq and is a predicted model, not a curated record. Gene Ontology annotation, molecular function: CDP-diacylglycerol-glycerol-3-phosphate 3-phosphatidyltransferase activity. Gene Ontology annotation, biological process: cardiolipin biosynthetic process. NCBI's taxonomy places the organism in Eukaryota, Fungi, Mucoromycota, Mucoromycetes, Mucorales, Choanephoraceae.
GCAAACUUUUCUUCCUUUUUUUUAUUAUUUUUCGAUCAUGUUAAAAGCCUUUUGUCAGUCUUCUUUUCGUUCUUUAACUACGUUGACAAAAGACCGAGGUAUUAUCAAACUCUUUGAACCUUUACAGCAAUACGCACCUGUAUUUUAUACACAAGGAGAGAACAUAAAACCUCUUUAUCAACCUACUGACUUUUAUUCGCAACUCAAAGCAAAUAUAUUAUCUGCUAAAGAACGAGUGUUUAUUGCAGCUCUUUAUAUCGGACAAAGUGAACAAGAAUUAGUGGACACAAUACGCACUGCACUCGAAAAGACACCCACAUUAAAAGUGAGUGUAUUGAUUGACUGUUUGCGUGGUACGCGUGUCUCUAAAGGACAAAGCUCGGCCACUUUACUGUUGCCUCUUGUUCGAGACUUUCCUGAUCAAAUCAACAUUGCUAUGUACCAUACACCUGAUUUAAACGGUAUACUGAAAAAGACAUUGCCACCGCGGUUUAAUGAGAGCAUUGGUUUAAUGCAUUUAAAAGUAUAUGGAUUUGACAAUUCUGUCAUGUUGAGUGGAGCCAAUCUUAGUACAGACUAUUUUACCAAUCGUCAAGACCGUUAUAUGAUGUUUAAUAAUCAACCUCACCUAAGUGCUUACUAUCACGAUCUUGUCAAGUUAAUAUCGAAUUGCUCUUAUCAGCUCAGUACCAAUUCAAAAGAUCAACCGUAUGCAUUAGUACGAACCCAAGGUAUGGCAGAUCCAGUCAACGAGAGCCAAAAAUAUAAGCAACAAGUGAAUGAACAACUUGUCAAAUUUAUGGAAGAUGCUUAUCAAACCUCUUCUCAUCAACAACCACCUUGCUCCGAUACAGUUGUUCUGCCUGUCAUUCAGAUGGGACCUUUUUAUGUUCGACAAGAUGAACGCCUUACAUUGGCUUUACUUAAUUUAGCCAACCAUUAUCCAGUUAAAUGGACCAUUCAUUUGACUUCAGGUUAUUUCAACUUUACAGAAAAAUACAAGCAAGUGAUUUUACAGACCAAGGCUCGGUUUCGAUUCUUGACAGCUUCACCUGAAGCCAAUGGAUUCUUUAAUUCCAAAGGUGUUUCGAGAUUUUUACCACCUGCCUAUACCUUUAUUGAACGCCAAUUUUACCGCCAAGUGAAGAAAGCAGGUCGACAAGACGAUAUUUCAAUUGAAGAAUACAAAAGAGAAGGUUGGACCUAUCAUGCUAAGGGCUUAUGGGUCUCUACGGAUCAAAAGUGGCCAUCUGCUACCAUGAUUGGUUCUCCUAAUUUUGGUCAAAGAUCCAGUGAACGUGAUCUAGAAGCACAGGCCCUUGUUGUCACCGAGAACCUUGAAUUAAGAAAAGCAUUGUACAAGGAAGUGGAUUUACUACACCAACAUUCAGAAGUAGUGUCCAAUCAGACUUUUGAUAAAAUAGACAGAAAAGUGCCAAAUGGUGUCAAGAUUGCAACUGCUUUUGUAAAGACAAUGUUGUAAAUUAGAAUAGACACGUUUUUUAAUCCCUACACGUGGAUGUAUUGUUCCACACAAUGUCUUUUUGUAUUUAUAUAUAUAUAUAUAUAUUUUUUUUGUAUGUACGGCCUAGGAAAUAAGCGCGUACUACC